AUGCUUGGUCCACCUGGUGCACAACCAAUCCCAGAAUCAAGUGUUAAAGAUCCGUGUGCGCAAAUACCGGAUGCGGGGGUUUCUGAGUCUUCAAUUGGGUUGGUCGAGAAUGAGACAGGUGAAGGUGGGAGGAAGGAGGGGGAAAUCAAGGAGAAGUCUUUGAAAGAUUCGUUAAGUGAUGAGUACGAACAGAUGGCGGCGAAGAAUGCUGCAAAGAAAUUGGCGUCCAAAUUUCGUGGCAAGGGUAAAGAUAAACAGGAGAGUGAGUGAGAUAUGAUAAUAUGUAUGGAGAUGAUUGUGGUAUUGAUUAGUACAUAUCUAUCUUUCCAAUCAAUCAACGCAAUCUAAUUAAUCUCUCAUCUUACUCAGUGACAAAUGACUACUAG
Messenger RNA from Hymenoscyphus albidus, 386 nucleotides. Lineage: Eukaryota; Fungi; Ascomycota; Leotiomycetes; Helotiales; Helotiaceae. The record is from the annotation of a GenBank genome assembly.